UUUUUUAAUUUUAAUAAAAAUCACUGGAAGAAAAUUCUCAGAGCCUCAUGAUCCUUCUCUGAAUAAACAUUAAUCUUCUUAGAUAUCCACUAGUUUUGAGCUCCUUCUUUGUACUUCUAGCUUGUUUUACACAAAACACAUUCUUUUUUAUCAGAGUUAGGGACUUCUUCUGUUGGACAGACCGAGCAUUGGUCUCUGGCAAGAGUUGAAUUGUAGAUACAAAUAUGACUAGCUUCGAUGGUGUGUCAAUCAGAAGAGCAGCCAUCUCCACUUAUGGAAUUUGCAUCAUCUCAAACUUCAUCAGAAACUUGAAUGCUAUCCCCCAAUAUUCUGGGCAAGUAUUUGGACUAGAAAAAGAUAUUAAUCUUUAUUUAAUAAAAAUUGACACUCUGCAGUUCCCUGACCCUUUGUAA
Molecule: messenger RNA, 413 nt
Organism: Moneuplotes crassus
Lineage: Eukaryota; Ciliophora; Spirotrichea; Euplotida; Euplotidae
Source: the annotation of a GenBank genome assembly